Molecule: messenger RNA, 2500 nt
Organism: Epinephelus moara (kelp grouper)
Lineage: Eukaryota; Metazoa; Chordata; Actinopteri; Perciformes; Serranidae
Product: lysophosphatidic acid receptor 6
Exons: 2
Coding region: 105-1046 (313 amino acids)
Biological process (GO): G protein-coupled receptor signaling pathway; behavioral response to pain
Cellular component (GO): membrane
Molecular function (GO): G protein-coupled receptor activity
Source: RefSeq, a predicted model, not a curated record
CUCACAGACCUGCAGCGUGGCAGGGACAUAUCUGUCAUUAUGCUGUGGUGAGAUACCCAUCCUCCACUUGAGCUUCACUUCUUUUGAUCAUCUAACAGGUCAUUAUGUCCAACACCACCAUUUGCCACAACAGUACAGCAGACAUCAACAUCUUUCUUGUGUGCAUGUACUCCUUCAUCUUCAUAGUGGGUCUCAUUUUUAAUCUCUUAGCUUUGGUGUUUUUUUUUAGUCAAACCAAAUCUAGAUCACAUACCAUCGUCUACAUGACAAACCUGGCCAUAGCAGAUGUGUUGCUCAUCCUCACGUUGCCCAUGAGGGUCUACUACCAUCUGGGAUAUGAGGGCCUUCCGCAGUGGCUGUGUGAGGUCCUUGGUUUGAUCCUGAAGGCCAACAUGUAUGGGAGCAUCUUCCUCCUCACUUGCAUUUGCUUUGACCGUUGCAUGGCUGUCACCUUUCCGAUGUCAGCUCGUGUCCAGGGAGGAAGAAAGAAAGCGCCGCUGGUUUGUGUCGGGAUAUGGAUGUUCACCUUUGGUGCCAGCCUGCCUAUCUACCUUUCCAAAUCUGCAGACGCUAAAACUAAGGAAUGUUUUGAUAGCCUGCCAGUCUUUGCCAUAAAACCCGUGGUGGUUUUUAUCACUCUGUUUGUAGGGUUUGGAGUCCCACUGGUAAUCAUGCUGAUCUGCUCCUGGGGUUUGGUUCGUGCUGUCCGACGAAGCUCUGUGGCCCAGACCAACCUGGUGGACAGUGGAAAGAUCCAGAGGAUGAUUGCCACCAGCAUUCUUAUUUUUCUACUCAGCUUCCUCCCUUAUCAUGCCACCCUGGUUUUUGUCUAUAUGCAUGGAGUAAAAACAUCAUGCCCAACGCGGGCCGCAUACCGCUACAGCCUGAUGGUGGCAUGUCUUAAUACAGUACUGGAUCCCAUUGCAUACUAUUUUACCACAGAUACCUUCAGGAGGAAAGUAGACAUAAACGCUUUUCGGAGGAUGUUUCCUUUGAAUAGUCAAAGUUCUGACUUAAACAACAGGAGCAGAGUGCCUAACAGCUAAGGGACUGCUGGGAAACCACUCAAUGGACACUGCCAUUCAAAAACUUCAAAGCUGGUUGUCAACAAUGGUGAACUUUUAGUUUGGGAUUGUAUAUAUAUGUUAUCACUGUAGAUGCAGCAUCUGUAAGGGCUCAGUUAUGCUCAACGUUAAAUACAAACACAAACAGAGCCUUCCAUCCGUACCCUUAGUUUAUUUUGUCCGUAUUUGUGCAUGCUUUCUGAGAGCGUACAGAUAAAACAGAGCAGAACCACCAGAGAUCUUGGGGGCAGUGUACCAUAGUUAAAGCAAGAAACAAUCCUUAGAGGUAACAAAGACAUUUAAAGAAUGACAGAACGAAACGAAUUGGAAACAUAGUGAAAAGUCUCCAUCCAUGUGUCAUGAUGUAUUCACCGCCACCGUCUACAACUCUGCCUCCAUUAAAAGAUUCAUUUUUAUGAUCUCGCUCAUCGUUGCCGUGCUUGUUGUUGUGUAAAACUUUGGACUCUGCCCUCUAAUGCCAUCCAUUGACUGUAUCUAUGCCAUCAUAAAGGACGCAUCUAAAAUGGACUUGUCUAUUUUCAUAUUUAAAGGGAAUAUGAAUGAGCCCUUGGUUUAAGUGGUUAUUUUUUGCUUAGUUUCACUUUUUUUUAUCAAUGUCUAGUUGGUAGAUUUUAAUUUUCUGAGAAAGGGCUGACUGAAGUUAUUCUGCAGUUGUACAGCUACGCUCUGGAAUCACUGGAGAAAUAGAACAAAAAGUAUAACUACUGGAUUUGAGGACACGCAACUAAUUGUACUAAUUUUACUGCCAAUUUCUGGAUCCUGCUUGGCUUUUGUUACAUUAUGUGCAUUAACACUGUAACUAAAUUUGUGUUGUCUUAACACAAUAAUUGUACAAUUGGGAUAAUGGUGCAAUGGUUGUUGGUUUCAUAAAGCAACAAAAAUGUUGGAAUAGCCCCUCCACUUCUAUAGCUGUGAGGGGAGGGGGUUUGAAAUUCUGUUCAAUGACCCAACCAGCACUUUGUGUAAUGUGUAAUGUACCUGUAGAACCCAGAGAGCAAUUACGUCUCAAACACCACUCAUAAAAACCAUUCCAUAUUUCAGAGCAGUCCAUGUCCAGGUGAAUGAGGCAGUCACCAAGAAGGCUGCCCUUUGGAGUGUCCAAAAGCCAAAGCAUUGAUUUUUAACCAUUUAUUAUGAUACAUUAAUAUUGUUUUUGUUUUCUUUAAUUAAACAUGUAUUUUUCAUUGCAACAUAUAUUUAUUUUUCAUGGAAGUUCAUCUGGACUAAAGUUGCUUAGCCAAUAAAUGAUAUGAUAUGUUACUAUUGAUUUGUUCAAAUAAUUUAACAAAUAAUUAGCCAUCAUGUGAGAAGAAGUCAGAGUGAAUCGUAGAGCUACAGUGGUUGGCUACUUUUUUUUGCUAAACUGACAAAAAGCAAUUUUUUUUAUAGCUGUCACUUUACCCUAACAAUAGUUC